Messenger RNA from Heteronotia binoei (common prickly gecko), 1145 nucleotides. RefSeq names its product orthodenticle homeobox 1 (gene OTX1). Gene Ontology annotation, biological process: regulation of transcription by RNA polymerase II; multicellular organism development. Gene Ontology annotation, molecular function: DNA-binding transcription factor activity, RNA polymerase II-specific; RNA polymerase II cis-regulatory region sequence-specific DNA binding. Lineage: Eukaryota; Metazoa; Chordata; Lepidosauria; Squamata; Gekkonidae. The record is from RefSeq and is a predicted model, not a curated record. Gene Ontology annotation, cellular component: nucleus.
UCUUUCCGAUUCCACGAUUUGGAUAAAUUGGGACCAUCUUUCCAGCUUUUAGCAUGAUGUCUUACCUCAAACAGCCCCCGUACGGCAUGAACGGGCUGGGGCUAGCCGGACCGGCCAUGGAUCUUCUGCACCCUUCGGUGGGGUAUCCGGCCACCCCUCGGAAGCAGCGGCGCGAACGCACCACCUUCACCCGCUCGCAGCUGGACGUGCUGGAGGCGCUCUUCGCCAAGACCCGCUACCCCGACAUCUUCAUGCGCGAAGAAGUGGCGCUCAAGAUCAACCUCCCGGAGUCCAGAGUCCAGGUGUGGUUCAAGAACCGUCGGGCCAAGUGCCGGCAGCAGCAGCAGAGCGGCGCCGGCGGCGCCAAGAGCCGGCCGGCCAAGAAGAAGGCGUCGCCGGCGCGGGAGAGCUCCGGCUCGGAGAGCAGCGGCCAGUUCACGCCGCCCGCCGUCUCCAGCUCGGCGUCUUCGUCUUCCUCGUCGUCCAACUCGUCGGGCUCGGCGGCGCCGGCCCUGAGCAACCCGGGCGGCGGCGGAGGAGGAGGAGCGGCCUCGGGGGCUUCUUCGUCCUCGGCCGGCGGGCUGAGCGGCGCCCCCGCCGCCGUGGCCGCCUCGUCCAUCUGGAGCCCGGCUUCCAUCUCUCCCGGGGCGGUGCCCGAGCCCCUGGCGCCCGCGGGCGCCGCCUCCUGCAUGCAGCGGGCGGCGGCGGGCGCCUCCACGGCCUCCUACCCCAUGUCUUACGGGCAGGGCGGAGGCUACGGGCAGGGCUACCCGGCGCCCCCGCCGCCCUCCUCCUCCUACUUCGGCGGCGUCGAUUGCGGCUCCUACUUGCCCAUGCACUCCCACCACCCGCACGCCCACCAGCUCAGCCCCAUGGCGCCCUCCUCCAUGGCCGGCGCCCACCCGCACGCCCCCCCACCCGCUCGGAGGGCCAGCUCCGGCCACCACCACCACCACCAUCACCACCACCACCACCCCCAGCCGGGGGGCUACGGGGGCGCCGGCCUGGCCUUCAACUCCGCCGACUGCUUGGACUACAAGGAGCCCGGCGCAGCAGCCUCCGCCGCCUCCUGGAAGCUCAACUUCAACUCCCCGGACUGCCUGGAUUACAAAGACCAGGCCUCCUGGCGCUUCCAGGUCCUGUGA